Messenger RNA from Chanos chanos (milkfish), 1756 nucleotides. RefSeq names its product matrix metallopeptidase 14a (membrane-inserted) (gene mmp14a). Gene Ontology annotation, molecular function: zinc ion binding; metalloendopeptidase activity. The record is from RefSeq and is a predicted model, not a curated record. Gene Ontology annotation, cellular component: extracellular matrix; plasma membrane. The transcript has 10 exons. Lineage: Eukaryota; Metazoa; Chordata; Actinopteri; Gonorynchiformes; Chanidae. Bases 1 to 1722 code for a protein of 573 amino acids. Gene Ontology annotation, biological process: collagen catabolic process; extracellular matrix organization; skeletal system development.
AUGUUACCACAACUUCAGCCGUUAGUCCGGCUACUCUCGCUCGCGUUGGCAACAGUGUUACUGGCUCGCGGUGCAACAACUGACAGGGAAAUCAGACCGGAGGUAUGGCUGCAGCAGUACGGUUAUCUCCCUCUCGGUGAUGUCAGGGCACAGGCUAUCCGUUCUCCUAAGUCCAUCAGUUCCGCUAUUUCUGCCAUGCAAAAAUUCUACGGCCUCACUGUCACUGGGAACCUGGAUGCCGACACAAUGGUGGCGAUGAAGCGGCCGCGGUGUGGCGUGCCGGAUAAGUUCGGCUCGGAGAUGAAGACCAACCUGAGGAGGAAACGUUACGUGAUUCAGGGGCUGAAAUGGGACAAGAGAGAAAUCACCUUCAGCAUACAGAACUACACUCCGAAGAUUGGAGAGCGGGCCACAUACGAGGCGAUCCGAAAGGCCUUUAAGGUUUGGGAGAGUGUCACGCCGCUCAAAUUCCGAGAGAUCCCGUACAGUCAAAUCAGGGGCAAAGUGGACAAGUACGCCGACAUCAUGCUCUUAUUCGCUGAGGGUUUCCACGACGACAGCACACCCUUUGAUGGCGAGGGCGGGUUCCUGGCCCACGCAUACUUCCCCGGUCAUGGGAUAGGGGGCGACACACAUUUUGACAGCGCCGAACCUUGGACGACCGGCAACGUGGACCAAGGAGGUAACGAUGUGUUCCUAGUGGCGGUUCACGAGCUGGGCCACGCCCUCGGCCUGGAACAUUCCGGCGAUCCCUCAGCUAUCAUGGCUCCGUUCUACCAGUGGAUGGACACCGAGAACUUUGUUCUGCCUGACGACGAUCGCCGUGGAAUCCAGCAGAUUUACGGUUCUAGAUCAGGAGAAGAACCUGUCCCCCGCCCCCCGGCCCCUCGGCCCACACGAAAACCCACCAGACCCUCUCAAGGCCCCGACAUUUGCGAGGGACACUUUGACACCAUCGCCAUCCUGAGAGGAGAGAUGUUUGUGUUCAAGGACAAAUGGCUUUGGCGGGUUCGUGAGAAUAAAGUCCUGCAGGGUUACCCCAUGCCCAUCUCGCACUUCUGGAAAGGUCUAUCAGGUCCCAUCAAUGCCGCCUAUGAGCGCUCCGAUGGAAAGUUUGUCUUCUUUAAGGGUGACCGUUAUUGGGUGUUUAGUGAAUCCAGUAUGGAGCAGGGAUAUCCUAAAUCCCUGAAAGAACUGGGCACUGGUCUUCCCAAAGACAAACUGGAUGCAGCUCUGUUGUACACACCGACGGGCAUGACAUACUUCUUCAGGGGAAACAAAUAUUACCGUUUCGAUGAGAUCAAGCAGUCGGUGGAGGCAGACUAUCCCAAACCCAUCAGUGUCUGGAAGGGUGUACCUGACAACAUCAGAGGAGCUAUCAUGAGCGAUGAUGGAGCUCACACGUACUUCUACAAAGCCAACAAAUACUGGAAAUUCAACAACCAGCAGCUGAGGGUGGAGUCAGGUUACCCCAAGUCCGUUCUCACUGGCUGGAUGGGCUGCGAUGCGGAGGAGCCUAAGAAAGGCAGGACCAGCGAGGAAGAAAUCAUCAUCGAGUUUGAGGAGACAGAGGGCGGGGUCGUGAAGGCGGCGGCCGUGGUGGUCCCUCUUUUCUUAUUGGCCUGCGUUCUGUGCACUCUGGGAGCUCUGUUGUUCUUCCGUCGCUACGGCACUCCGAGACGCCUCUUGUACUGUCACAGGUCUCUACUGGACAAGGUCUAGAGAUGGAAAGGAAGAGGGAGAGGGAGAGAGAGAG